GCCUCCCAGCCGCCGCCACUCACUCUCCCUUGUUUUCUCGGGAGCUUGUCCCAUCACCGCUGAUUCCCUCCUUCAUCGGGAUCCCCAUCCCACCAACCACCACAGCCGAGCGCCUCCACCUUGCUUUUAGCGCCGCCCAACCAGAUCACAGCCUCCUUCUCCUCUUGCCGAGCCACCACACCCGCAGACUCGCUGCCGCGAGCCUCCUGUCCCGAUCGCGCAAGCCUCCUCAUUCCUCCAUCCCGCGCAGGAGCUCGUUCCCGAGCUCAGCUGCGUUCACGCCCGAUUACCGCGCUUCUGGAUUCCACCGACCCCGUGCAACACGAGCUCCCUCACAUGGUGCCCUUGUGCACUGGGCUCUUCAUCAACCCCUGCAUCGCCUGCAUCAAGCCGCCGCCGCGCCAGUCGCCAAGCCAAGCCGCCGGAGCGCAGGACUCUCCCGCACCUCGUCGCCGAUCGGAAUCGUGCCUCCUCCGUCGUCCCCGCGCUGCACUCCGCUGUUGCUUCCCCUGCGACCCGAGAGCGUUGCCUCCUCUGCUUCGAUGCAGGAGAACGACGGCCUCGCUCGUGCGCACCUGCAGCGCCAGCAGGACUGUGCCGAUCCGCUGUCCCAAGGCCAAGCAGCCGGCUUGCCCUGCUCCUGCCUCCCCAGAUCACCGUUGCGCAGGCGCCCUUCGGUCCCCGCGCUGCCGGCGAGCUUCAUCAGGCCCCAGGUCGCGUGGCCAUCGCACUCUUCUUCCUGCUUUUCUGUUAUGCUCCUUCCUCCCUGAUAAAUCCCUCUCCCUCUCUUUCUUCAAGUGCACAGGAAGUGCUCUGCCGUCGUUGCUGUUCGCCGGAGCACCGGUGCCCCGAAUCCGCCGUGGCGCUGUCGUCCCGAGCUCCUCCCGCAUCCUUGCCUUGUCUGUGCAGCUGCGCCGCUGCCUGCCUUCGACCCCACUGCUCGAUCCCCUGCUUCAGGACCGAGACGACGAACGCUGCCGCCGCGCGUUGACCCGCGCCUGGGUCGCGUCCAGCAUGCCAAGGCCCAGCGCGCCCCUCCUGCAGCCUCCCUUCCAAUCGGGCCAAGGCCCAUGGUUCCGAUAACUACGCGUUUGUGAGGAUCUGUUCGACUACGUCCAUUUGUCUUCUUCAUGGACUCGUUCUUCUUUCUUGCGGGAUUUCAG
Messenger RNA from Triticum urartu, 1163 nucleotides. The record is from RefSeq and is a predicted model, not a curated record. Lineage: Eukaryota; Viridiplantae; Streptophyta; Magnoliopsida; Poales; Poaceae.